This is a messenger RNA of Ictalurus furcatus (blue catfish), 6573 nucleotides long. RefSeq names its product probable phospholipid-transporting ATPase IIA. The transcript is spliced from 29 exons. NCBI's taxonomy places the organism in Eukaryota, Metazoa, Chordata, Actinopteri, Siluriformes, Ictaluridae. The record is from RefSeq and is a predicted model, not a curated record. Bases 335 to 3484 code for a protein of 1049 amino acids. Gene Ontology annotation, molecular function: ATP hydrolysis activity; magnesium ion binding; ATPase-coupled intramembrane lipid carrier activity. Gene Ontology annotation, biological process: endocytosis; retrograde vesicle-mediated transport, Golgi to endoplasmic reticulum; phospholipid translocation. Gene Ontology annotation, cellular component: trans-Golgi network; endosome; plasma membrane.
UGUGUGUGUGUGUGUGUGUGUGUGUGUGUGUGUGUGUGUGUGUGUGUACAGGUGAUUUAUUCCUUGGACGAUACAAAGAAGCACAGCUUGCCAGUGAUCUGAACCAUACAGUAGUUGAAUUUAUUCAUCUGCAACCAUCAUAUGGAUGUCUGGAAGGGGAAUAGGAGUCAUUAUACUCGUGGAUGUGCGGGGGAUAAUCUCACCCCAGUCGCGCUCAUGUGUCAAUGCUUUAUUGAAUAGCCGACUCCAAGCUCUGACAGCUCUAGCUUGCUGUUAGCUUCCGCCCUGCUGGGAGACACGCCUGGGCAGAUUUCACAACCGGUAUCAGCCCGUAAUGGCCGGAAUGACGGACAAUAUUCCUAUGCAGCCGGUACGGCACAAAAAACGCAACGACAACAAACACAAAAUGGGGUGCUGCCCAUGGUCGAGGUGCUGUGGAGCGGGGGAAUUUCGCCCUCGGACAGUAUGGCUAGGCCACCCUGAGAAGAGGGAACAGCGGUACCCGAAGAACGUCAUCAAUAACCAAAAAUAUAAUUUCUUCACCUUUCUGCCUGGGGUGCUGUUUAACCAGUUCAAGUACUUCUUCAAUCUGUACUUUCUGCUGCUGGCCUGCUCUCAGUUUGUGAAUGAACUCAGACUGGGGGCUCUGUACACGUACUGGGUUCCACUGGGCUUUGUUCUGAUCAUCACCAUCGUGAGAGAAGCAGUCGAAGAAAUUCGAUGUUUUCUGCGGGACAAAGAGGUCAAUUCACAGAUUUAUAGCAAGCUCUGCACAAGAGGAACCAUGAAGGUGAAAAGUAGUGGCAUCCAGGUCGGAGAUCUUAUCAUUGUUGAAAAGAAUCAACGUGUUCCUGCUGACAUGAUCUUCCUACGGACCUCCGAAAGGAACGGCUCGUGCUUCCUGAGGACUGACCAGCUGGAUGGAGAAACAGACUGGAAACUGCGCCUCCCAGUGGCCUGCACUCAAAGACUCCCCACUGCGGCAGACCUUCUACAGAUCAGGUCUUUUGUGUACGCUGAGGAACCCAAUAUUGACAUCCAUAACUUCAUCGGGACCUUUACCAGGGAGGACGGAGACCCUCCUGUCAACGAGAGCCUGAGUAUUGAGAAUACGCUGUGGGCCAGCACUGUUGUGGCCUCAGGUACAGUGAUAGGGGUUGUGAUUUAUACCGGCAAAGAACUUCGCAGUGUUAUGAACACGUCCAAUCCAAGAAAUAAGAUUGGCCUUAUCGACCUGGAAGUAAACUGCUUGACCAAGAUUCUGUUCGCGGCCCUGGUGGUGGUCUCUCUGGUCAUGGUGGCUCUGCAGCACUUUGCCGGACGCUGGUACCUCCAGAUCUUCCGUUUCCUGUUGCUCUUUUCCAAUAUAGUGCCCAUCAGUUUGCGUGUGAACCUGGAUAUGGGCAAGAUGGUGUUCAGCUGGAUGAUCAAGAAAGAUUCAAAGAUCCCUGGAACUGUGGUCCGAGCCAGCACCAUCCCAGAGCAGCUUGGACGGAUCUCGUACCUCCUCACUGACAAGACAGGGACGCUCACACAGAAUGAAAUGGUGUUCCGGCGUCUUCAUCUUGGCACCGUGGCGUAUGGGAUGGAUUCCAUGGAUGAAGUGCAGAGUCAUGUGUUCAGCGCCUACACUCAGCCUCCACAUGACCAGCCGGCCUCCAGAGCACCAGCCACCACUAAGGUGAGGAAGACGAUCAGUAGCCGAGUGCACGAGGCGGUGAAGGCCAUUGCCCUGGUGCACAACGUGACACCCGUGUACGAGGGGAACGGCGUGACCGAGCAGGCCGAGGCCGAGCAGCACUACGAGGACACGUGCAGGGUGUAUCAAGCCUCCAGCCCUGACGAGGUGUCACUGGUACAGUGGACUGAGAGUGUUGGACUGACUCUGGUGGGAAGAGAUCAGUCCUCUAUGCAGCUGAGGACCCCUAGUGGUCAAAUCCUCAAUUUCACCAUCCUGCAGAUUUUCCCUUUCACCUACGAGAGCAAGCGCAUGGGAAUCAUAGUGCGUGAUGAGACUACUGGAGAGAUCACAUUUUAUAUGAAAGGAGCUGAUGUCGUGAUGUCUGGAAUAGUACAAUACAACGACUGGUUGGAAGAGGAGUGUGGGAACAUGGCCCGUGAGGGGCUGCGAGUCCUCGUGGUGGCUAAGAAAUCUCUGACAGAGGAGCAGUAUCAGGAUUUUGAGGCGCGCUACGUCCAGGCCAAGUUGAGCGUCCACGACCGCUCGCUUAAGGUGGCCACGGUCCUCGAGAGUCUGGAGAUGGAGAUGGAGCUGCUGUGUCUGACCGGGGUGGAGGACCAGCUACAGGCUGAUGUGCGGCCGACGCUGGAGAUCCUGCGCAAUGCUGGCAUUAAAGUGUGGAUGCUGACGGGAGACAAACUGGAGACAGCCACUUGCACGGCCAAGAACGCCCACUUGGUGACCCGUAAUCAGGACGUCCACGUCUUUAGGCCUGUGACCACACGCAGCGAGGCCCACCUCGAGCUCAACGCUUUCAGGAGGAAGCACGACUGCGCUCUGGUAAUAUCAGGAGACUCUCUUGAGGUAUGCCUGAAGUAUUACGAGUACGAGUUUAUGGAGCUGGCGUGCCAGUGCCCGGCUGUGGUGUGCUGCCGCUGUGCUCCGACGCAGAAAGCUCAGAUCGUCCGGCUGCUGCAGGAGCGCACAGGCAAGCUCACGUGCGCUGUGGGGGACGGAGGAAAUGAUGUCAGCAUGAUCCAGGAAGCUGACUGUGGCGUGGGAGUGGACGGCAAAGAGGGAAAGCAGGCCUCGCUCGCUGCUGAUUUUUCAGUGACUCAGUUUAAGCAUUUGGGCAGACUGCUCAUGGUGCAUGGCCGAAACAGCUACAAGAGAUCUGCUGCCCUCAGUCAGUUUGUCAUUCACAGGAGCCUCUGUAUCAGUACCAUGCAGGCGGUCUUCUCCUCGGUUUUCUACUUUGCAUCAGUUCCUCUCUACCAAGGCUUUCUCAUCAUCGGCUACUCGACGAUCUACACCAUGUUCCCCGUCUUCUCCCUGGUUUUGGAUAAGGAUGUCAAGUCUGAGGUGGCUAUGCUUUAUCCUGAACUUUACAAGGAUCUACUAAAGGGUCGACCACUUUCCUACAAAACGUUCCUCAUAUGGGUUUUGAUCAGUAUCUACCAAGGCAGCAUCAUCAUGUACGGCGCUCUGCUGCUCUUUGAGUCGGAGUUUGUGCACAUCGUGGCAAUUUCAUUCACCUCGCUGAUCUUAACCGAGCUGCUCAUGGUGGCGCUUACUGUGCAGACGUGGCACUGGCUCAUGAUCGUGGCCGAGCUCCUGAGUCUGGCUUGCUACAUCGCUUCACUCGUCUUCUUACACGAAUUCAUUGAUGUGUAUUUCAUCACCACGCUGUCGUUCGUUUGGAAGGUGACCGCCAUCACGCUGGUCAGCUGCUUGCCACUGUACAUCCUGAAAUACCUGCGCAGACGCUUCUCGCCUCCCAGCUACUCCAAGCUGACCUCCUAGAGCUCAUCAGCAAGAAAUACUUUAUGAACAGAAAGACACGUUACUGGGGAGAUGUUUAUUUACUGUUUCUGGAAGGAGUCUCCAGUGUUAGUGCUUCGUACCAGUCAGAGGUAAAGCUGCUCCUUUCAGUUUUCCGAUAACGGAACCACUGUUUAACUGAUAACACUAAGUGUAACUCUACUGAAGCACAACAGUUAAAUGUAAUUAUAAACAGAUUUGAAAAAAAUAAUUUGGUGCAUUUUUCAACAUUGUAGAAGGGCAUGUGUGAGUUAAUGGCAUGUGGUGAGAGCAGAUCACAUCUCAAUCUCUGCUGUGUAAUGUAGAAACUAGACUCUUUUUUUUUUUUUUUUAAAGUAUGUGUUUGCAAUGAUAAAAUGCAUGUCUCUGCUUUAUCGCACUGCAGGUUCCCUCACAAUCUGAAGUCUCCACUCUUCCAAGAGCACUUUGGAUUAAUGCAGAAUAUUGCCCUCGGGUCUCUCCCUCUAAUUGUCUGUGUGUAUAUGUCUGUCUAGGUCUGUUCAAGUGAUCAAAAACCUGUAAUUCCUUGCUGUUGGGUAUAUUUGUUUACGCUUUAUAAUUAGUGUUUGUUAUACAGGUGAGUUCUAGCAUUUACGUUCUAGCACUACGUUGUAGUCAUAUAACAGGACAGGACUGGCGUCUCACUCAGGGUGUGUUUUCGCCUCACACCCAGUGUUUCAGGGAUAGGCUCCGGAUCCAGCACCGACCAGGAUAAAGCUAUUACCGAAGAUGAAUGAACGAAUGAAAAUAAUAAGGCAGUUUAAAUUAUGCUCGGUAAUUACCAACAUUAUUGGUGACAUUUAGCACCAAACUAAUUUUUUUUUUAAAAAUCUUAUUGCUGUUUCCAAUUUUAUUGCUAUUUAUUAGUUGUAAUAAAUACGUGUUAUUUGUUUGUACACUUGCUGGCAACUUUAAUAGCCACACUUCUACCACUGCUUAUGUAUGCAGUUAUCCAAUCAACCAAUCAUGUGGCAGCAGCGCAGUGCGUAAAAUCACACAGAUACAGGUCAAUAGCUUCUGUUAAUGUUCGUGUCAAACAUCAGAAUAGGGUACAAAUAUGAUCUCACUGACUUUGACCGUGGCCUGGUUGUUCGUGCCAGACAAAACUGCUGAUCUCUUGGAAUCUUCACGCACAAUAGUCUCUGGAGUUUACACAGAACGGUGCAUUAAAAAAAAACAUCCAGUGAGCAGCCGUUCUUCGGGUGGAAAUGGCUUGUUGAUGAGAAAGGUCAGAGGAGAAUGGCCAGACUGGUUGGAGCUCACAGGAAGGCAACGGUAACUGAAAUAAUCGCUCUUUACAACUCUGAACAGAAAAGCGUCUCGGAACAACAACAGCAGAAGUGUCUACUCGUGUCAGCCAAGAACAGGAAUCGAAGGCUACAGUCACAGACUCGGAUGUUAUGCAUGGCGCUUCCACCACGUGACUGGCUGAUUGGAUAACUGAACGAAUAAACAGAUGUUCCUAUUAAAGUGUCCAGUGAGUUUAUAUUAUACUGGGUUGUUUUUUUUUUGUUUUUUUUUCUCCCUCUAAUAUCCUUCAACACGCACCCACCCUUUCGUGUUUUGGUGUCGGUAUCGAUUUUGACUUGUCCUGACUAGGAUAAGUGCUAUUUUAUGUAUUUAGCUGUUUUCCUAUCAACCCUAUCCCAAGGGUGUGACAGAAAGAAUCGUUGAGGAGUGACAGUGAUUGGUGUUUGUCUCUCCAUCUCACGCUUUCAGAGUCUCACCACUCCUCGUAAAAACAGCCGUGGAGGAUAAAUCCAGAAACAGACACUUUUUGUGCAUUAAUCCCUGUGUGGGUGAUCGGGGCAGACUUGUCUUUUCCCAUUCACACUGGAAACAGGUCAGGAUUUUGAAUAGAUUCUUUUUGUGUGAGGGGAUACUAGAUUUUAUUUCAGCUGCUUUAAAUGAUUGUUCCUACUGGUGUGGAAAAAUACCAGCUAAUUCAUUUUUUCCCAGUGAAGCCAUGCAUUAAAUUUCUUCACACAGCCAUUUGCGGAUCGGAUUUACCGAGCUUGGACAGCAGUGGUGUUUCGUCCUACAUAAUUGACAGAACUCAACACUGAAAAAAUGUCUUAAGUCACUUUUUUGUCCAGUUUGAGUGGAAAACAGCCUUAUUCAGUUUUGAAUUAUUAAGCAGCACUGUUGUUCUUUUUUUAUUAUUAUUAUUAUUAUUAUUAUUAUAACACCUGCAUAUUACUGACUGUUCUGUGUUUUAAUUAGGACGUAGGAUUGCGGGGCAUAAUGCAAUGUUAAUGAAUAGAAUUUCACAAGAAGAUGCCUUUAUUUGUCACGUAUACAUUACAGCACAGUGAAAUUCUUUUCUUUGCAUAUCCUACCUUGUUAGAAAGCUGGGGUCAGAGCACAGGUUUGGCCAUGAUACAGCACCUCUGGAGUAGAGAGGGUUAAGGGCCUUGCUCAAGGGCCCAACAGUAGCGGCUUGACAGUGCUGAGGCUUGAACCCCCGACCUUCUGAUUAUUAACCCAGAGCCUUAACCGUUGCGAAACCACUGCCCUCAACACUUACAGAUGUGUAACAGCUGUGUGUUUGGAGUUUCAGAUGUUCUCUUCAUGUCCAUGGCCCUGUUCACACCUGGUAUUAAUGUCCGUCUAGACCAGGGGGGUCCAAUCUUAUCCAGAAAGGGCCGGUGCAGGUUUUCAUUCUAACCAAGCAGGAGGCACACCUGAUUCCACCUGUUCAAUCAGUUGAGCCUGGCUUUCAAUAGAUUCAGGUGUGGCUUCUGAUUGGUUGGAAUGAAAACCUGCACCCACACCGGCCCUUUCCGGAUACGAUUGCCCACCCCUGGUCCAAAGCAAUCCGAUCAAGCAGGUAGCCAAAACACGUAACCGUUCACACAUGGCACUUUGAAUGCGUUUCCAGUGAUCACUUGGGAUCGGAUUCCAUACGUCAUUUCCGCUGGAGGAAGGUGUCGCGCACACUGAUUACACCAGUCUUUCUCUGCGUUUGAUUUCACACAGAAAUGGCCUCCGAAUCCUAUCUCGUGUAACUCUAUAGGGUGUUUUCAAAUGUUUCGAUUGCAUGGUCUGCUAAUGAAACUUUUAAUUGAACA